This is a messenger RNA of Salvelinus namaycush (lake trout), 1524 nucleotides long. Its product is annotated as voltage-dependent L-type calcium channel subunit beta-4-like. Gene Ontology annotation, cellular component: voltage-gated calcium channel complex. NCBI's taxonomy places the organism in Eukaryota, Metazoa, Chordata, Actinopteri, Salmoniformes, Salmonidae. The coding region runs from base 1 to 1524 and encodes 507 amino acids. Gene Ontology annotation, biological process: neuromuscular junction development; calcium ion transmembrane transport; chemical synaptic transmission. The transcript is spliced from 13 exons. The record is from RefSeq and is a predicted model, not a curated record. Gene Ontology annotation, molecular function: protein binding; high voltage-gated calcium channel activity.
AUGUAUGACAAUUUGUACCUGCAUGGAUUUGAAGACUCGGAGGCGGGCUCAGCUGAUUCCUACACAAGCAGACCAUCGGACUCGGAUGUCUCUCUGGAGGAGGAGCGGGAGGUGCCGGGGCAGGUCCAGGGCCAGAGCCCGAGCCAAGGGGGCCCGGGGACCCAGGCCCCGGUCCAGACCCGAGAGCAGAAGGAGCAGCAGGCCACCGUGCAGCUGGAGAGAGCCAAGGCUAAAGCCGUGGCCUUUGCUGUGAAGACCAACGUCAGCUACUGUGGAGCAUUGGACGAGGACGUGCCGGUGCCAGCAACUGCCAUCUCAUUCGAUGCUAAGGACUUCCUUCACAUAAAGGAGAAGUUCAACAACGACUGGUGGAUCGGCCGGCUGGUCAAGGAGGGCUGUGAGAUCGGCUUCAUCCCCAGUCCCCUAAAGCUAGAGAACAUCCGCAUCCAGCAGGAACAGAAGAGAGGGCGAGUCCAAGGUAAGUCUGGAGGCAAUUCUUCCUCAAGUGUAGAGGAUGAGGUGUCCGCCUCGAUCAGACCCCUCAUCUCCUCUGCAGGAAAGCAGAAACAAAAAGUGACUGAACACGUCCCCCCUUACGACGUGGUGCCAUCCAUGAGGCCUGUGGUGCUGGUGGGGCCCUCCCUCAAGGGCUAUGAGGUGACGGAUAUGAUGCAGAAAGCACUCUUUGACUUCCUCAAGCACAGAUUUGACGGCAGGAUAUCUAUCACACGAGUCACAGCAGAUAUAUCAUUAGCCAAGAGGUCUGUUCUGAAUAACCCCAGCAAGCGGGCCAUCAUCGAGAGAUCAAACACCAGGUCCAGUUUAGCGGAGGUGCAGAGUGAGAUAGAGAGGAUCUUUGAGCUGGCCAGGUCCCUACAGCUGGUGAUCCUGGACGCAGACACCAUCAAUCACCCAGCCCAGCUGCUCAAGACCUCGUUGGCUCCCAUCAUCGUCCAUGUCAAGGUCUCCUCGCCCAAGGUUCUGCAGAGGCUGGUCAAGUCCAGAGGGAAGUCCCAGAGCAAGCAUCUGAACGUACAGCUGGUGGCAGCUGACAAACUGGCCCAGUGUCCUCCGGAGAUGUUUGACAUCAUCCUGGAUGAGAACCAGUUGGAGGAUGCGUGUGAACACUUAGCUGAGUAUCUAGAGGCCUACUGGAAGGCCACCCACACCUCCAUGGCCACGCCGCUCAACCCCCUGCUGGGACGCAACCUGGGCCCCACCGCCCUCACUCCUUACCCCACCACCAUCUCUGGACUGCAGACUCAAAGAAUGAGACAACACAGCAACCACACGGGAGACCACUCCACGCCCAACGAGCGUCGCAACCUGAUGACCGCCGACGAGAACUACCACAACGAGCGGGCGCACAAGGGACGCAACCGCAUGUCGUCGGGCUCGCAGCACAGCCGAGACCAAGACCCGUACCACCAGGACUACCAGGACCCCUACCAAGACUCCUACAAGCCCCACCGUAACCGCUCCUCCCCGGGCAGCUACAGCCACGACUCCCGGCACAGGCUUUGA